Molecule: messenger RNA, 3800 nt
Organism: Dreissena polymorpha
Lineage: Eukaryota; Metazoa; Mollusca; Bivalvia; Myida; Dreissenidae
Product: transmembrane protein 115-like
Exons: 4
Coding region: 29-1078 (349 amino acids)
Biological process (GO): retrograde vesicle-mediated transport, Golgi to endoplasmic reticulum
Cellular component (GO): membrane; Golgi apparatus
Source: RefSeq, a predicted model, not a curated record
UGACCUACAGCUUGUCAUAAUAUUCAACAUGGCAGCUUCCAUGAUUCAGAGGAAUAUUCCUGUGUUUAAACAGAAUAUGUCGGCUGCUUUCGGCAAUAGCAGCCUCGUGGUCAAGACCGUCGCAGUCUUAGUGUUUUUCGGUUAUUUCCUGUCGUUCAUUCCUAAGGGAACGCCAUACAUAACCGUCACACCAGGCUAUGUGCUGCCACCUAACUUCUGGGUUUGGACCUACUUGACACAUAGUUUCGUCGAAUUCCAUAUCUGGGACGUCUUAGCAGACGUCUUGGUGGUUAUCCUGUGCGGAAAACUUCUUGAACCACUCUGGGGCGCCAUGGACAUGUUGAUAUUCUUUGUUAUCACAAAUCUAUUAGUUGCCAUAACAACAUCUUUUACAUACCUGUUUAUUUACUUUGCUACGAAAAACGAAGAUUAUCUAUUUGAGACAUACAUCCAUGGACUUGCUGGCUACAUUGCUGGAUUUUCAGUUGCAGUUAAGCAAGUCAUGCCAGAUCACGUGCUUGUCACUUCCCCUUUUGGUAAACUGAGAAAUACUCACAUUCCAUUGAUACUUGUUUCUGUGGUGAUAACCUUGAGACUGCUUGGGGCCUUGGAUGGACCUUAUCCCAUCAUGUUCACAUGGGGAGUACUUAUCAGCUGGAUUUACCUUAGAUUUUACCAGAAACAUUCCAAUGGGAACAGAGGAGAUAUGGCGGAUAACUUCAGCUUUGCAAGUUUCUUUCCCAGCAAAUUUCAGCCAGUGGUGAACAUAUUGGCAAACACAGUGUUUUCAUUCUUUGUUAAGGUAAAAAUCUGCAAGAAGCCCCAGCGCCGGUAUGAUGUUAGCUCUCCAACCACUAUCACAAUCACAUUGCCUGGAACCGACCCACAAGACGCAGAGAGAAGAAAAAAUCUGGCCCUCAAAGCACUGAACGAGAGACUCAAUAAAACUGCUGAGUCAUCCAACACCAGCUGGCCAAGCCUGGAUGAUGAAGAAGUUACCUCCCCUGUGGAAUCUUCUCCAAAGGGAGACAAUUCAGCUAUAACCACAAAGCAGGAAGUCUCCAAAACUGAAACAUAAAAGAAAGUACAGACAAAGGACAAUAAAUAUCAUAACCAUGUAUUAUAAUAUAUAUAUAUAUUUGCAACAAUUCUCAUUUCUGUGAAAUAUUUGUGCUUUCGUUAUGUUUGGUCUACAUAGAAAGUGGUCUGCCUGCGUGUUUGAGUUUGUGUGUUUGUGGUUUGAACAACAUUGAUUUGAAAUAAGUUUUUAGUGUCUUGCAAACAUCAAACAUUUUGCUUGCCAAAAGGAUUUAAAAAUAACUGUCUCUAAAAUAUUACUAACCAGUAGGUGUUUUACCAUUCAUAUUUAACAUAGUGUGCAUUGAAUGAAACAUUGGCUUCUUGUGAAUGUUUUUUAUGUCAACAUGUUGUUGCUUGUUAUGAAUUCUAUCAAAGUUAUUUAUUUAUAAAGCAGUAUUUCUGACCAUCUGCCUGUCUGACAGGUUCCACGGAGACUGAAGUGUAUUCAUACAAACUUUAUAGUGAGCGGUGGUCACUGUCAUCAGAUAAUUAAGUAGGGAUAUUCUGUGAGAGAUGUUGAACAAAUAGUAAGCAUUUUACUCAAAAAACAUGGUGGUAUUACCUGAAUGGUGGUAAAUUGUAUUAAAGCCCCCUUUUUUCAUGCCAAAAAAUAUUUAUUCUUCCCUAAUUUGAAUAAACAUAUUUCCCUUAUUGGAAGUGAAAACCCCCAUAGAUUAUCAUUCAUAACAGAAACAUUCUCUUUUUAGCAACGUGCUCAUGGUGAGCUUUUGUGAUCGCCUUUUGUCCGCCGUGUGUCGUGCGCCAUCAACAUUUGCCUUGUUAACUCUCUAGAGGGCACAUUUAUUAUCCGAUCUUCAUGAAACUUGGUCAGAAGAUUUGUCCCAAUGAUAUCUUGGAUGAGUUCAAAAAUGGUAACCUUUGCUUGAAAAACUUGGCUGCCAAGGGGCGGGGCAUUUUUCCUUAUAUGGCUAAAUAUGGCUAAAGUAAAAUCUUGUUUUACACUCCAGAGGCCACAUUUAUUGUCCAAUCUUCAUGAAACUUGGUCAGAAGAUUCAUCCCAAUAAUAUCUUGAAAGAGCUCGAAAAUGAUGCAGGUUGGUUGAAAAACAUGGCCGCCAGGGGGCGGGGCAUUUUUCCUUAUAUGGCUAUACUCAAACCUUGUCAACACUCUAGAGGUCACAUUUAUUUUCCAAUCUUCAUGAAACUUGGUCAGAAGAUUUGUCCCAAUAAUAUCUUGUUAUCUCAGGUGAGCGACUUUGGGCCUUUCAGGCCCUCUUGUUUAUAAAGCUACUGAAGAAAACUUUGUUUAUUUUAUAGAGUGUUGAAAAGUUGUUAAAAAAAAUGCAUAAUGUGUGAGCACAUUAAAAAAAACUGCUCUACAGUUUUGCCUAAAACAUGAACUGAGGCAUAUAGUUUGUGUGUUGAUUCAAGACUACAAUCAAAGAUUUGGUGCAUUAAUGAAGAUUGUGGCAUUAUUUUUAAAGGUUAUUUCAAAGAUUUUACAUAUAGCAGUAAUAAAGAUUGAAUUGUGGCCUUGAAACAUAAGGCUUUUUUUAAAACUUUUACCAAGUGAUUGCAGACUUUACAUAGAAGUUUGUAAAACUUGUUAGGGAUUGUCAAAAGAAAUUGUUUGAAAAAGAUUGUGUAGAUAUUAGAUGAGUUUCAUGUUAUCAUUCGUUAUGAAAUAAUUUCAUGAUUAUUCAUAAUAUUUUUGAAGAUUUUGUAGUAAACUGGGGCUAACAUAGUAGUCCUUUUUCUUUUUCCAUUAUAUCAUGUACAAUAUUGUCAUACCUUGUAACAAUUUGAAGUAACACAAUCUACCUUUUAUGUACAGAUUUAUGAUGCAAUCUUCUUUCAUAAAUAAAUUAUGAAUGGCAAUAAAGUAAAAUUAUUUUUUCAGUUUAUUGGAUGCCAUUAGAAAAAAUACUUUGCUAGUAUUGCCUUUGAUCAUUAUUACAGCAGUUUUCCAGUUCUUGAAAUCUUACCAAUCCCCUACGUUUUUGUUUUCACCUUUUGUUUUCACAGAUGGCAAAUUUUAUGGAAAGGGGGCAUAAUAUAUUUUUGUGUAGACAAGCAUGAUUAAAAAAUCAUAUUCUGUUCAUUCUUGCAUAAGUCAUGUACAUGCUGUUUCAUUUGGAAACUCUAGUUUGCUUUGCUGUGUAAAUAUUGGAACUUCAAAAUUAUUUUAAUUUUAUUUAUCACUUUAUCGGGUAUUUAUUGUUCUUGAUGUGAUAGUAGUACAAACAUAAUAAUGAGGUAAUAACUGAUUGUUGAUGGUAGUAUAUUGGUACAUUUCUUGUGAAAAAAAUUUGUUUAGAAAGAUUUUGAAUAAAAUAACUGUUUCAUUCUCUUUAUUAAGUACAUACAUUGUGUUUAUAUGUUAAAUACUUUUGGUAGUUACAUGCUUAAUUUUUAUGAAAUUAAUAAUGAUGAUGAUGCUUUGACUGUAAAAGUCGAUUCUUAACCUAACUACAUCAUUUAAUUAAACAGUGAAAUCCUAAUAAGUACUAUUCUAAAAUAAUUUGUUAAAUCCAUAUUUGGUUUGAAAAGUUUUCUUGUCUGUGAAUGCUCAAUAUGUUAAAUAUAAUAAUAUACCUGUUAGUGAUUAUAUUUGUGUAUUUAUUUUAAAAAUUGUUUUCUAUUAAUACUUUGUAGACUGGUUUCAAGUUGUAGCUGGUAUUGUUUUUCAUGGAUGUUCAUGUUUUCAUUAUUGGUUUAAGAAACAUGUAUUUAAUUAAUUAAAAUACUAAAAAAAUCUAA